Molecule: messenger RNA, 948 nt
Organism: Menidia menidia (Atlantic silverside)
Lineage: Eukaryota; Metazoa; Chordata; Actinopteri; Atheriniformes; Atherinopsidae
Source: the annotation of a GenBank genome assembly
CUGUUUCCCCCCUUAGACAGCAUCACCAUCACCCAUAAGGACUCGCGGUGGGUCGGUGCCUGGUGGCUGGGCUUCAUCGUGACGGGAACGGUCAUCCUUCUGUCCAGCAUCCCCUUCUUCUUCCUGCCCAAGUCCCUGCCCAAACAGGGCCAGAAACGGGGGAUUAAUAAGGCCACGGAGCUGACGGCCGUCUCCGAGCAGGAGGGGUUCCUCCCCGAGGAGGAGAAGGAGAAGGAGGACAAGGAGGAGAAGGAGGAGAAGGCCGUCUCCGUCCAGGAGAUGGACGGCGAUAAGGCCACGGAGCUGGCGGGCGUCUCCGAGCAGGAGGGGUUCCUCCCCGAGGAGGAGAAGGAGAAGGAGGACAAGGAGGAGAAGGAGGAGAAGGCCGUCUCCGUCCAGGAGAUGGUCAAAGACUUCGUUCCCUCCCUGAGGAGGCUCUUCAGGAACAGCAUCUUCUCCAUGAUGAUCCUCACAUACCUGGUGUCCGUUAACGGCUUCAUCGGCAUGAUCACCUUCAAGCCCAAAUUCAUGGAGCAGAUCUACGGGCAGUCGGCCUCCAAGGCCAUCUUCCUCAUCGGUAGGGAAUACCAGAACCAGACCUCAACCAGACCCGAACCAGAGCUCUUCCUGGUGUCUCUGGCCUUCGUUUACUUCGCUAAAGCGUUCUGCGGCGCGUACCUGAAGAGCUCCAUCACGCAGAUAGAGCGCCGCUUCGACAUCCCCAGCUCCCUGAUCGGGGUCAUCGACGGCAGCUUUGAGAUGGGAAACCUGCUGGUGAUUGCCUUUGUGAGCUACUUUGGGGCUAAACUCCAUCGGCCAAAGCUGAUCGGCAUCGGCUGCCUGAUUAUGUCCGUUGGAUCUUUCCUCAUCGCGAUGCCCCACUUCUUCCAGGGACCGUCAGUACUCAGCCCUGUUUUCUUUCUGCUCCAGGACAUAAAAAUCACUUAG